CGGGCUGGGCGUUUCCCCGGGUGUCUACCUGGGGGGCUCGCUGGGUGGGAGGCUGGGUCUGGAUUCGUUCGGUCAGCUGUGGGAGGGAAGCACAGUGCCAGCAGGGUUGUGAUUCGCUGGCUUGGGUGCUGGGGGGGUGGAGUGUCCUAGCUGCGAGUGAAAUCGGAGCUCUCAAAGGAGGGAGAGAACCAUUUCUUGACUGCUCCUGCGAGUCUAGGCGGGCCGAGGCGACAGUUUAAAGCUUGAGAAGUAAACAAACCUGGUUCCCUUUUGCAGAGGGGAGGCGCCCAGAGGAGGGCUGGGGGAGGAAGAUGCCGAGUACGGACCUUCUGAUGUUGAAGGCUUUUGAGCCCUACUUUGAGAUUUUGGAAGUCUAUUGCACAAAGGCCAAGAAUUAUGUAAACGGACAUUGCACCAAGUAUGAGCCCUGGCAGCUCAUUGCCUGGAGUGUCCUGUGCACCCUGCUCGUAGUCUGGGCCUACGAUUUUGUCUUCCAGCCAGAGAGUUUGUGGUCAAGGUUCAAAAAGAGAUGUUUUAAGCUCGUCAGGAAGAUGCCUAUUAUUGGUCGCAAGAUCCAAGAGAAGGUGAACAAGACCAAGGAUGAUAUAAGCAAGAACAUGUCAUUCCUGAAAGUGGACAAAGAGUAUGUAAGAGCUCUGCCCUCGCAAGGUCUGAGCGCGGCUGCAGUCCUGGAGAAGCUCAAGGAGUACAGCUCUAUGGACAUCUUCUGGCAGGAAGGGAAAGCCUCUGGAGCAGUGUACAGUGGGGCAGAGGAGCUCACCGAACUCCUGGUGAAGGCUUACGGAGAUUUUGCAUGGAGUAAUCCACUGCAUCCAGACAUCUUCCCGGGACUGCGCAAGAUCGAGGCCGAGAUUGUGAGGAUAGCUUGUUCCCUGUUCAAUGGGGGGCCGGAUUCCUGUGGCUGUGUGACCUCUGGGGGGACAGAAAGCAUACUGAUGGCCUGCAAAGCUUACAGGGACCUGGCCUUUGAGAACGGGAUCAAAACUCCAGAAAUUGUGGCCCCCCAAAGUGCCCAUGCCGCAUUUGACAAAGCAGCCAAUUAUUUUGGGAUGAAGAUUAUACGGGUUCCGCUGAACAAAAUGAUGGAGGUGGAUGUUCGGGCAAUGAGGAGAGCCAUCUCCAGGAACACGGCCAUGCUUGUCUGUUCUACACCCCAGUUUCCUCAUGGUGUCAUUGAUCCUGUCCCUGAAGUGGCCAAGCUGGCUGUCAGAUACAAAAUACCUCUUCAUGUAGACGCUUGUCUGGGGGGCUUCCUCAUCGUCUUCAUGGAGAAGGCAGGAUACCCGCUGGAGCAGCCUUUUGAUUUCCGGGUGAAAGGUGUGACCAGCAUUUCAGCGGAUACCCACAAGUAUGGCUACGCCCCCAAAGGCUCUUCUGUGCUGCUCUACAGUGACAAGAAGUAUAGGAGCCAUCAGUUCUUCGUGGCAACAGACUGGCAGGGCGGCAUCUACGCGUCCCCGACCAUCGCAGGCUCCCGACCCGGAGGCAUUAGCGCGGCCUGUUGGGCUGCCCUGAUGCACUUCGGUGAGAGCGGCUAUGUUGAGGCUACCAAACAGAUCAUCAAAACUACUCGCUUCCUCAAGUCAGAACUGGAAAACGUCAAAGGCAUCUUUGUUUUUGGGAAUCCCCAGUUGUCAGUCAUUGCUCUGGGCUCCCGAGAUUUUGACAUCUACCGGCUGUUCAACCUGAUGACUGCUAAGGGCUGGAACCUGAACCAGCUGCAGUUCCCGCCCAGUAUUCAUUUCUGCAUCACGCUAGUACACACCCGGAAGCGCGUAGCCGUACAGUUCCUAAGGGACAUCCGGGAGUCUGUCACUCAAAUCAUGAAGAAUCCUAAAGCAAAGACCACAGGAAUGGGUGCGAUCUACGGCAUGGCCCAGACGACCGUUGACAGGAACCUGGUCGCAGAAUUGUCCUCAGUCUUCUUGGACAGCCUUUUCAGCACUGACACUGUAACUCAGAGCAGCCAGAUGAAUGGUUCUCCGAAGCCGCGCUGAGCCUGGACCCUCUGGCCCCGAGGGGCUCCUGGCCUCCAGACAGUGCUCGGGGUGUGGAACGGGCCGUGCACAGGGUCAGCAUCUGGUCUUGCUCCAUGGAGCACGACGAGACAGACCGUGAGACAGCUUGAUCCUCGGGAUUUUUGUUCCUCCUCUCGUCCUCCUCCUGUGGUCUUUAUGUGGAGACCCUGAAGGAGUCUAUUACAUAAUUAUUUUGCCCUUGUUCUCAGAUGUUGCCCUAGGAAUCGUUUUAGCUAUUUCCCUCUCUAACCUUCUAGCUUUCAACCUCACUUAAUCAUUGUGCAGCGGCUCUGACCUGAGUCCUUACAGAGGCUGGGGUGGUUUACGUGAUGAAGAAGCUUCUCUGUUCUCUCAGGCAGACUGGCGAGGCAGAUCGGAAGAUGUUUUCCCGGGUGGGAGUUAGGUGCCCCUCUAAGCGUGAGGCCUUCUCCGCCUCCUCUCUGGGUAGGAGUUGUCUGUCUCGGAGAGUCACUGGUAGUGCGGCUCAGUUUCUUUUCCCAGGACACAGAUGGAUAGGCCACAGCUUCUGUUUUGUGGGAUUAGAGUGGCCGAGCUUAUCUGCUCAGUCUGUCAAGGCAGGCUGUGGAGUGGCCCUCUGCUGUCCCCAUUUGAUACUUGGUGGCCCCUUCUGUGGAGAUUUGUGCUUGAAAUUGGGCUCCCAUUGGUUUGUUGUUGCUGCCCUGGAUUAGGAAGAGAUCGCGGUUUCCAGAGAGCCCAGGCCUUUCUGGCCCUGGCGCUGCCUGUCUGCACGGGCAGUGUUCAGAGUACACCUGGACCCUCUCCUGGGCUGCUAAGGAUUGGAAACCAGAGCCUUUUCUCAGGUUCUCUGUCACAUUCAAAUACAUGUCCCAGAGUUGGUGGUGGUCCUCCCCUCCCCCGCUGCUAUAAGCCCUCUCGUCUGCGAGUUAUGUUUGCUUGAAGGAAUAGCUCAGAGCACCUUCACAAGUUACCUUGACCUACCCUAGAUGGGUACAAGGGGGCAUGAGAGAGCCUCCAAGGCAAGGAAAUUUCUCCCCAUUCAUGUAUCCCUCCUCCCUUUUUCUGUCUCUUUGGCUCCCCAGGUACUAUGGCAGUUUAGCCUCAGGUACUGGAUACUUCUCAGCCCUGGCUAACUCUGGACUAGGGAAGCAUGAUGGCAACUGUCAGUUGGGGCCUGGGGCCUGGGAUUCCUUCCUAAGACUAGUUGCUCAGGGUGGUGCAGGGACAGAACCAAACCCUGCGCCCACUCCCUGCCCUCUUCACCCCUACACAGGGCCCUGACCUAGGUGGAGCCACAGUCUUCCUCUGAAGACGACCUACCGUGUGCCUUUUUCCUCAGCACUGAGCGGCGAGGGGCUACUCCUGACCCAGGCCGUAGGGUAAAUGGGUCAGUCUUCGAGCUUUUAUUUGGGUGGGGGAGGACUUUAGAAUAAAGUCAGGAGAAAAUGUCCUCUGUUCAUUCCCCUUCUCAGGGACCCCUGAACCAUUCAGCUUCUGCAGGCUGCUGUCCUCCGGCCGCCCUCACUGGGAAUGCUGGCCGGGAGAGCCAGGACGACCAGGCCUUCCCCAGGGCUCCAUAGCACAUGUGUCUGAAGUGGCCUUUGGCAUUGUGCUUCCGCCACAAUAACUGUGACUAGCUGGCUGUGUCAUUGCCGGGCUGGAGUGUGUGUGUUCCUCCUGUGCCUUGUGGGUUCCAGGAGUGGGGGUGGGUGGGGUGUGUGUGUGUGUGUGUGUGUGUGUCUGCGCAUGCUCAUUAGAGGGAGAUGCUAAGAUCUUUUGGACACGGUAGCCAAGUUCCUUCCCGUCGCUGAACUGAGGGGCACCUCCUGAGAGUUGCCGUGGCCAGAGCUGUGCACCAGUGCUCCUGGGUCUCUGGUGCGUUCACGGUGUCGGAGGAGGACCCGGGACCCAGAACCACCCUGGCACCACUCUGGUUUGUCGGCAGCGAAAAUGGAGAAGCCUGUGCCGGAUAGAGCAAUGGGCGUGCUGUUGCUUCCGGUGUCUGCGGGCCCUUCCUCUGCUGUGAUGGCACUGCUGCCCCGGAGGCAGUGGUGUUUUUUCAAAGGGACCUACAGUAGCCACUUUAUAUCACGAGCCUUAGUUUGACACUUGCGGGCUUUCCAUUCUAUGCAUACCUGCGCCCUAGAGCACCUAGUCUGGCAGAGGCAGGCAGAAUGUCUUCAGAUGUCAUGUUGCUAGCAGAUGUCUCAUUGGCCUCUGCAGAAAGGGUAGUGUCUGGGUUACACACGGAGGGAGCAGCCGCCAGACUAUAUACUGCCAUGUCACUUUUAAUAUUACUGGUUUUAUACUUGCAAAAUGGUACUUGCCUCUUUUAAAUCUUUUCUGUAUUUAACCUCCUUCCCAGCUCAGUGCUCCCUUCCUGAUUGCAGCAAUAAUAUCUUAAAGAGCAAUUCAGUAAUUAAAUGACUGAAAUUGUUGCCCAUGUGGUUGCAUUCAUUUGCUUCUCUGGAGGGGCAGGCGGGAGAUCCCUGGUGGGGUGGUGGCCGAGGGAGACCUGGCUGCUGGUGGGAGCUCGCCCCCUUGUGGUGAAAUGGUUGUGUGUGGCCACACAGAUUCAGGGUGGUGGCUUUACCAGGAAGGUCUGGAACUCAGGCCUUUAGUUCCCCAGGGCCCGGGUCCGCCUUGUGUUUUCUGUCCUCUUCACCACCAUCUUCUGCCUAUACCUUAAUGAUGGCUGGAGCCUCCGGGGUGGGCUCCAGCCAGCUGGGCACUGGCUUCAAGCCCUGCAUUUGGUUUGGGAGCUGAUGGAACCCCUCAGAAUACCUCUGCACAUGUAACCGCUGGGCGUCUUGUUCCAUGACAAGUAGGAAGUGAGUAUUCCUUCCACAGGUCCUGGAGCCUGUCAGUCGGUAACCAGUGCUUCAGCCCAUUGGGACUUUGUCAGAAUCAAGCCAAGGAAUGCCUGUCUUUGCUAGUUUUCUGCUAAAUGACUUGGUUUCUUGAGCACCUGCUUGCUUUGGGGUUAAUCCUAGAGGAUGAGGCCUGCCCUCCCCGCCCCCCCCACCAAUCCAAGAAUUGGUGUUUGGAUGCUUAUACCUGCUACUUAGCGCUGUGAACCCCUUUGCCUUCUCUGAGGGUUCUUGGUAGCAGUGAGCCGCCUGUAGCCAGACCCAGCAGUGGAGACGCCAUUACGUCUCCUCAGAGGCCUGACUUGACGGCUGCCAGCUACAGCCCGGGUCCGAGCCUUUUCUCAAGUUGGGAGUCUUAAUUGGUAUUCUUUUUCUUGGGCUUUUUUUUUUUUCAUAAUCUCUCCUUAACAUCUUCCCCUGUAACUUCAGUUAUUUGCACGAAUUGUAGAAUAAACAUUUGUUUUUGAAAAAG
This is a messenger RNA of Enhydra lutris kenyoni (northern sea otter), 5360 nucleotides long. RefSeq names its product sphingosine-1-phosphate lyase 1. Bases 312 to 2018 code for a protein of 568 amino acids. Gene Ontology annotation, biological process: carboxylic acid metabolic process; sphingolipid catabolic process. The transcript is spliced from 14 exons. Gene Ontology annotation, molecular function: pyridoxal phosphate binding; sphinganine-1-phosphate aldolase activity. The record is from RefSeq and is a predicted model, not a curated record. Gene Ontology annotation, cellular component: endoplasmic reticulum. NCBI's taxonomy places the organism in Eukaryota, Metazoa, Chordata, Mammalia, Carnivora, Mustelidae.